This is a messenger RNA of Prorocentrum cordatum, 1215 nucleotides long. The record is from the annotation of a GenBank genome assembly. NCBI's taxonomy places the organism in Eukaryota, Dinophyceae, Prorocentrales, Prorocentraceae.
AUGCAGCAGGUGGCGGGCCUCCUGUCCGCGCGGUACCCGCUCAAGAGGCUGUACGUGCUGGGGGAGGCCCUGAACCUGGUGCUGGUGCUCGCGCUGGUGCCCGCGCUGUACGGCGCGACGUCCGCGCUGAUGGCCGUGAACGUGGGCCUGGGCCUCACGCAAGCGUUCACCGCCCCCGUCGCCAAGUCCAUGCCGCCCGCCGUGGUGGCGGCGGAGGACCUGGCCAUCGUGAAUAGCUGGGACCUCACUGGCGACAAGAUUGGCCGAAACCUGGCGCCGCUCGCCUUCACCGUGGUCUCCUCCAUCUUCGGCUUCGAAGCCGCGAUCGGGAUCAGCACGCUGCUGGUCCUCUCGCUGGUGCUGCUGAAGCAGCUCCUCCAGGUGGCCGACAGGCCCGCAAAGGCCUCGAGCAGCAGCGAGACCUCCGCUGUCAAGAAGAUGCUGGGCUUGUUUAAGCAGGUGUGGGCCGGCAUCUUGUCGCUCAAGGAGGACCGCACCAUCGGUCUGAUGAUAGUGAACACCAUUUGCACGAACAUGCUCCUCUACCCCCUAGGCACCCUAGUGUUCCCUGUCAUUUUCAAGGCCAUCCCAGACGGUGCCAUCGAGAACGAGGGAUCAAUGGCAAGCGCAUUGAUUCUUUGGAUACAAGGGGCCAUUGGGAUUCAGAAGAAGAAGGCUUGGAUGAACUACGCAGCCGUGGUCUCGCUGGGCGGCGUCAUUGGGCCCUUCUUAUCGAACGCGAUGGUGUACUUGAUCCAGGGAGCGGCUGCCAAACAGCCGCCGCACGUGAACUGGAUCGGAAUACACUGUGGUAUUAUUGGACAGCUGGUAACACUAGUGCCCCUCAUGGGGGUGAUCUAUAUGCUGCAGUACUUCUCCGCUGGCACGCGUGUGUUCCUUCUCUUCGUGGUGUGGGGUGCCAUGACUGCAGCAAACAAUGUGACCACCAUCUACUUCAAUGCUCACACGCAGCAGAGGCUGGGCCGCGAGAAGCGCGGGUCUUUCAUCGCAAACAUUCUGACGCUGUUCACUCUGGCCAACACCCUCGGCUCCUCGGUGUACGGCUGGGUCCUGGCCUCCGGCGACGUGCACGUGCAGCUCGGGAGCUCCACGGCUGUCCUCAUGGCGGCCGGGGUCGUCAGGAUUGCCGUCUUGCUUGCCCUCAACACGAACGAGGCCGGGAAGGAGACGAUGGUGCUCAAGAAGACAGAUUGA